This is a messenger RNA of Paramormyrops kingsleyae, 834 nucleotides long. The record is from RefSeq and is a predicted model, not a curated record. Lineage: Eukaryota; Metazoa; Chordata; Actinopteri; Osteoglossiformes; Mormyridae.
AUGGCCAAGCUACUGGGUUUCAUCUCACUGGCUCUCCUGCUGCACGUGCAGCUGGGAUCCUCCUACAUCCUGUCCUGUUACUUCACCAACUGGGCACAGUACAGACCGGGAGCUGGGAAGUACUUCCCCACCAAUGUGGACCCAUGUCUCUGUGACCACCUGAUCUAUGCCUUUGCCAAUAUGAACAACAAUGAGAUUGCAGCCUAUGAAUGGGAUGAUGUGAAGCUCUACAAGGAAUUCGCAGCCCUGAAAAGCCAGAACAGCAACCUGAAGACCCUCUUGGCUAUUGGUGGCUGGAACUUUGGGACGGCAAAAUUCACCACCAUGGUGUCCAGCGCUGCUAACCGCCAGACCUUCAUCAACUCUGUGAUCCAGUUCCUGAGGGAAUACAACUUUGAUGGUCUGGACAUCGACUGGGAGUACCCCGGAUCCAGAGGAAGCCCUCCUCAGGACAAGGAGCUCUUCACCACACUGACCCAGGAAAUGUUGGCUGCCUUUGAGGCUGAAGGUCAGAAGACCAACCGCCCCCGUCUCAUGCUGACUGCUGCUGUGGCUGCUGGCAAGAGCACCAUCGACAGUGGAUACCAAAUUGCCCAGCUUGGCCAGACCUUGGACUACUUCCAUGUCAUGACCUAUGACUUCCAUGGAUCAUGGGAGCAACAAACUGGUGAGAACAGCCCCCUGUUCAAAGGACCUGCUGACCAAGCAUCUUACAUCUACUUCAAUGUGGACUAUGCCAUGAACUACUGGAAGAGCCAGGGUGCCCCUGCUUCCAAGCUUCUGGUUGGCUUCGCCACCUAUGGCCACACCUUCAGGCUNCUAGCAAAACACUAG